Hippoglossus stenolepis (Pacific halibut) is the source of this 2111-nucleotide messenger RNA. RefSeq names its product exosome component 9 (gene exosc9). The transcript has 13 exons. The record is from RefSeq and is a predicted model, not a curated record. Gene Ontology annotation, cellular component: nuclear exosome (RNase complex); cytoplasmic exosome (RNase complex). NCBI's taxonomy places the organism in Eukaryota, Metazoa, Chordata, Actinopteri, Pleuronectiformes, Pleuronectidae. The coding region runs from base 130 to 1449 and encodes 439 amino acids. Gene Ontology annotation, biological process: nuclear polyadenylation-dependent rRNA catabolic process; TRAMP-dependent tRNA surveillance pathway; exonucleolytic trimming to generate mature 3'-end of 5.8S rRNA from tricistronic rRNA transcript (SSU-rRNA, 5.8S rRNA, LSU-rRNA).
UUUGCACUUCCGGGUUAGAGUUGAGAAAACAUUGAUGGCUGCUCCAUGCUUGUUGGAGCCAUAGACAGGUUGAAGCAGUGCUGUGGCGAAUAAGAUUGUUUGAAUACAGGUCGAGCCACUGCAGUCAGGAUGAAGGACACACCUCUGUCCAACUGUGAGCGGGACUUCCUGCUGAAAGCCAUCCAGGAGAAGAAGCGCCUGGAUGGAAGACAGACCUACGACUACAGAAAGAUAAAGAUCACGUUUGGCACAGACUAUGGAUGCUGCUUUGUGGAUCUGGGGAAAACCAGGGUCAUGGGUCAGGUGUCCUGUGAGCUGGUGGCUCCAAAGGAGAAUCGACCAAAUGAGGGAAUCAUGUUCUUCAACAUCGAGCUGUCACCCAUGGCCUCACCAGCAUUUGAACAGGGCAGACAGUCAGAGUUAUCGGUGAAGCUGAACAGACAGCUGGAGAGAUGCCUGAGGAACUCCAAGUGCAUUGAUACUGAGUCCCUGUGUGUGGUGUCUGGAGAAAAGGUGUGGCAGAUCCGAGUGGACGUUCACCUGUUGAAUCAUGAUGGGAACCUGAUGGACGCUGCCAGCAUUGCAGCCAUCAGCGCUCUGAGCCACUUCAGACGCCCUGAUGUCAGCAUCCAGGGAGAUGAAGUCACAGUGUACAGUCAAGAGGAGAGAGACCCUAUUCCUCUGAGUAUCUACCACAUGCCCAUAAGUGUCAGCUUCUCCUUCUUCCAGCAAGGAACAUACUUGCUGGUGGACCCCUGUGAGCGAGAGGAGCGGGUGAUGGAUGGCUUGCUGAUGAUCGCUAUGAACAAACACAGAGAAAUCUGCUCCAUCCAGUCCAGCGGGGGCAUCAUGCUGCUAAAGGACCAGGUUAUGAGAUGCAGUAAAAUCGCCAGCGUCAAAGUGUCUGAAAUCACAGAGCUCAUCGGCAAAGCCCUGGAGAAUGACAAGAAAGCCAGGAAGGCGGGUGGUAGGUGUGGUUAUGCAGAGUCUAUUCCUCUGGAGCGAAUCACAGCUUUGAAAAUGGACGAGACUCCGAUGGAAAUGAUGGACGUGACAGAGAGGGCCAAUGACAUCGUCCAGAAAGCCGAGGUCCCACCUCAGAUGGUACCAUCCCCGGUUGUGCCCGUCCCAGGUGUGGGGCAGGUGGGGCAGGGGCUGCAGAACACCUGGGGCCUAGAGGAGGAGGAGGAGGAGGAGGAGGAGGAAGAGGAGGAAGAGGAGGAGGAGGAAAGUGACAACAGUGGUGAAGAACAGGAGGGAAGGGUAUCACAGAUGGAAGAGGAAAAGUAUGAAAAAGAAGAGCGCAAAGGAGAUGUGGUUGAAAUAUCUGACAGCGAAGAGGAGGAAGUGGUCAUACUUCAUCCAGAGAAACCUGACAAAGCUCCUAAAAAAACCGAAUCCAGUUUGCACCAGAAGGGGGCAGCAUCAACCAAGAAAAGACAAAAAUAAUGAAUUAAGGAGCCAUUUGUGCUCAUUGUACUCAUGUGUUCAUGUGCAGCAGUGACUCUGCAAUACGGAGGCUGAGACGGCUCACACAACUACAUCACUGGGAAAACAGAUGUUGACAAUGAAACCAGUUACUUCCUGCGGUCAAGUCAUGGAUGUAUGGGUCAAGUGAGCUGUCAUUAUGGUAUUCACAACUGACGGCUCUCUUGACUGUAGUAAGGAACUCUUUCAUGUUUACUGAUAAUACGCUGGUGUGAGACGUCUCGGCCACCGUACUGCAGCACCUCCUCAUGAUGAAGACCAUCCUGGUUUGAAAUGAUCCGUCUGCUGUAACAGAGAACUGGACUCAAAUACAUAUACAUCACAAUGUUGGAUUGUUAACAUGAGAACAAGUUAACUUCUGUUUGAAGCCGUUUGGUUCAAAAGCAGAUUUCCUUUACAAAAAACACUUACGAUUUCUUACUCCUUUUUUUUAAACUCAUGAAACCAUGUAAAAAGUUAUAUUUCAAAUAGGGAUAAUUAAAGAAAAUACUCUCCACUUUGAUGUGUUGUAACUUUUCUGUAGCAUUUGUUAAGUGGUGUAUUUGGUAAGAAAAAUAUUGUCUGAGGUUCGGAUUGGGAAUCGAGAGAAAAAAGAAAAUAAAUAAAUCUUGUUUUUUGUAAGA